AUGAAAGCUCGUUACGCCUCAGUCUUACUCCGUCUCUUUGUGGUGGUGAUCUCUUCCCGCCGACGAGGAGCCCAUGCCAGGCUUGGUGGCGCCAACGUCACCGCACGGUCGCUCUUCGACGGAGCCAAGCCAAAGCACCACCGAUCCUUGGAGGAUCUUUCGAACAGUGUCUUUGAAGAACUGCGAGUACUGCAGGAGCAUGGCAGUGGACCGCACGUUGCCAUUUCCGUGCCGCUGGUUGUGCAAAAAGUCCAUCGAACUCUGGUGGAGGGUUCCGCCGGAGAGGGUGAAGACUUUGGUCCUCAUGCGCGGAGGAGAGCACUUCAAGCACUUGGCGAUGGAGGGGACCGACUGAUACAUUUGCUCCUCAGUCGUGAUGAUGGCGAUCGUGCGCUGGCAAAAAAGAGUAGCAACUGGGAGGACAACAAGGCUGGCAUUGCGGGGUUCACUGCGGUCAUGAUAUUCUUCUCCGUCCUCCUUAUUAGCAAUAUCGUAGCUGGGGCUGGUGGCGCAAAGCCGUGGCCUUUCCUUGGUAAUGACAAUGCCUACUUCCAGGGAACACCAGGAAGAUCAUUCCGAAAUAUCUCACCAUGCAGCAAGCUACCCAUGCAAUCGGAUGCGUUGUGGUCUUACUUUCCGAUAACCCAGGGAUUCCUGGGAAAUAUCCGAAGUGGAGCAGGGGACGCUAUUGAUCAGGUGCUUGGAGAGAACAACUCUAUUCUGAGAAUGAUGGAGUUGCUACUAAAUCCCGAGACAGUUGCCGACGUGGAAGACCUACCCAACGCCGAAAACUGCUUUCAGAUCACCGAGGAAUGCCAACUCACUGCGGAAUGUUGUCGAAAGGAAGGGUUUCUCGUGAACUGCAACGAAGAUACCCUUCGCUGUGAGGAAAAACGCUUGGCGGAGGUGGCUGGAGGGACCUUCGCCGUUGAACCCUUCUGCCUUGCAUUCACACGUACUGCACCUGAUUCUUUGACUCCGGACUCGCUGGCGUUUGCUCCUCGGUCGCCAUGGCCGCCGAUGGAUUUGGAUUUCGGGGCCUCGGGGUUGAUCAGCGACGAGAAUUGUCGCUUCCAUUCAGGCUGGCCAACCGUUGAGAUACCCGUGUUCAAGAUCCUUACCAAGUUGACCAUCCAAUUCGAUGGAAUCGCAUUGAGCUGGGCGGAUAAUGCCAAGCUGGCCUUUGGGACCAACGCAGACACUAGUGGGGAGCGAUCUCCCGUGAUCUGGGACGGUUUUCGCAAUCAGCCUCUUCCCGAAGUCCCAGACAUCAGCUUCUGGCUCCGCUUGAGGUUCAGUCUCGUGGAGCUCAAAUCCUGGAAAGCGACCAAGAAAUGGUGCGAAAAAGACGGUUGGACGGGUGCCUUCAAGGAAUACAUCGGCAAGGAGAAAAAGGAUCGAGAGGGAUUCUACACAUUCUUGACCGACGAGAAGAAGGAGAAGCGAAAAGAGUCACCGCUGACUCUGAGCAUCGUUUUCGACGUCGAGUUGUACAUUGCUAUUGACAAACAAACCGUCACCGCGGAAGACGGCGAGACGCUGGGAUCCACACUGGCUAAAGAGAUCGGCGCUCCGGAACAGGAAGAAGUCCAGCGGCGAAGCUUGUUUUCUUCCGAUAGGGACAGCGGGCAGAUGUGGCGCAACGUGCAAGAGAGCACGACAAGAGAAGAUCCGUGCGUCAUCUUGACAAUGCCAAGAGCUGCUUUCAAGAUUCCUUUGUUCGGAGGGCACCUGGUCUUCGGCAAUGCCAUCGGUGGCUUUUGCAACUUCCCAGCAGAGGAAACUGGCGUGUUCUGUACACCGAGUGGAUGGUUCUUCAACAUUCAGCAGCAGUUUCAGAUCGAAGGAGGACUUGGGGGGAUCCUGUCUCGAGCUCUUGAACAAGCCAUCCCAGACAAUGACGUGCUGCCCCCAUUGGAGUCCGCAGGGAACAGCAUUGGAGUUUUCCAGGAUGCGGAGGGAAGGACUGAAGCGGUGGUGUUUAGGCUAGAGUUCCCUGUCAACACACUGUUUGGUGUACCGCUGGGUGGAGGCGCACGACCUGUCAUACACUUUCAGUACGUAAAAGGCAGUGAAGUGGAACGCCGACGACAAACGUUGUUGAGGAGUCGGCCCAUACCGGAAACCGGGGAACAACCACGACCGUGGGUUACAAACUGUGUCAAUGUGCUGUUGAGGUGCCAGACCUGGAGCAAGUUCGUUAUGCAUGGAGACGCUGGUACUGAAUGGGAGAUUUGUUCUGAUAUCCUCAUCAAUCCAGAGCAGCAUCCUGACAAGCUGCUUUGCUACAAUCGCGUCCUCACAGCAGAGCCAACGGACCCCGAAGAAAAGUACAAAAUAACACCGGAUGAAGAUGCCGCCUACCAAACCCCAGCAAAAUACGACUUCAGCAGCAACGCGGAUGCGGACGUUUUCAUCCUAUACUUCGCCUUGAAAGAUUUUGGAAACUUGGUCAUACUUGUGAAGGAGGUUUCGAUCUCUCUCGUCCUGUCUGAUGGUCCGCCACCGACAAGGUUUGAGGACGUUGCAGAUGACUUUCGUGUCGCCCAACUGGCGUAUGAUGCACUCCCCGAGGACAUGAAGGAAAUCUUUAGUCCGCCUAGCCUCUUCAAUUUUCCUUCCUUGCAAGCAUAUCUUGACUAUAUCGACCAUGGGCAGGACGACGUCGUAACUGACGGAAAGCUGCUCGAGGUUCAGCAAUUCGACGACAUCACGGCCUCAAACAACUCGGAAAACUUGGCCAUGUUCCUCCGUGUUUUCUGCAAGAUUUCAGUCUUGUUCUUUUUAAGUAUUUCAGUUGGGCUGAUUGUCGAGAACUUUGCGGACGGAGUAAGUCCGAAUCAAUACGGUGUUGCAGGCCAAUUUGAGUUUGACACGGUAGGAUUCAGAUGGUCCGUGGCUGUCUCCACUGAAAUAGACUUUGACAGAAGGCGUCACCUGCACCUCGAAGGCGAAGACUACCGCCGAGCCCUGGCGUCUGAUGGUUUGGAGAAAGCGGAUUGGAGUGUAGACGUGUCCAUGGCCUGCGCGCCAGAUUCCCUUUGCGAUGCCAUCGUGGAGUUCUUUGAGGAUGUCGGAGAGGCGAUUUGGGAAGGCAUGCAAGCCAUAGCCACUUUCUUUGCCGAAGAUGUCGUUGAAUUCUUCAACAGUGCAGUGGCGGCCGUUGGAGAAUGGGGGAAACAAUUGAUGGGCUCAAUCGUUGAAUUCGGAACAAACGUAGUGAACAACAUACGGGAUGUCUUUGAAAAUGGUGAAGUGGCCCAACUGCUCAGUUCGGAACGACUGGACGCCUUUGGUGCUGACGCGCAUAAGGCAAUCGCAGGCCUGACAGAUGGGAAGAUCACCCUGGAUGAUCUUAAAAAUGUUGGUAAAGCUGUUCUCGAGGGUGCUAAGAUUGUAAUCGAUUUCAUUGUAGCCGGAAUUACGGACAUCAUCAAUGCGAUUGGGUCUUUCUUCAAAGACCUCGGAGACUUCUUUCGCAAAGGAUUUGGCCGUCAAGAUUGGGUGGAGUUCAGAACCAAAUCAUCUUUUGAGAAUAUUCACUCAUGCAAAGCGGCUUGUGACAGGGCAGUAGAAAGUGGCCGCUCAGUGAACAUCAAGAGGAACUGUUGGUGCAAGGACGAGCUCGAGUGCCCUGUGAAGGUUGCCCAGAGACGAAAGUGCAAGAAAACAUGUGGCUUUUGGAUUUGUGGCCCGAAUCGAUGCGAAAGUUGGAGAGAUGUCGAGGUCGAAAGAAAAGGAGGAUUCCCCAGAUUUGAGUCUAGGGUUUUCGAUCAGGCAUGUCGCUUGGAGCGAGCAGCCAAGCUUGCGGAAGCUGAAGAGUUCCACGGCAACAUGGUUCAGACUUCUGAUCUUGUGGACAGGAAUAUGCAGAAAUCAUUCGCUGGACUGCAAAACUUCUCACCGUCUGCUACGAGACGACGCAAGCUCUCGCAAAUGAAGCCGGUAACACAAGUGCGAUCUUUUUCCGUGCCAGCUUUCCGCGCCGUAAACGAAGGAACUUUUGGGCCAACAGAUUUCCAGGGCCGCUAUAUGGGAGCCCAACUCAGGCCAGACAGCAUUGAUGUGGACGAAAUUCAGUCUGACUUUGUGAGGAAAGUUGAUUUCAGCCAGUUCAAGCGAGAACCGGGAAAGCCGGAAUUUCCUCCUGGCGAUGAUUCGAUUAUGGUGCACGAAGCCCGCCUUGGUGCUGUCAACCAGUACCUAGGAGCGUUGCAAAUGGACGACCCUGUCUGGGCCGAAAAACAGCCUACUUUGUCACCACCGAAGAUAUCGCUGGCUUGGGGGUCUCCUGGUUCCUCUUCGCAAGACCCCGUGGUGUUUGGUUGUGAGGGGCCGCUUGCUGAAGCCUGGAGAGCAAAACUUGAGGGGUCGGAACCCGAAUCUAUGAGAAGAACCCGAAGGAGGCGCCUCGAGGGCCACGCAGAGCUGACUGUCAUCGAGCUUGUGCUUGUGGGAAUUCUGCGCCAUAGGAUUUUGGAAGAAGAUGGCAUCAAGGUUGAUAUAGAAUACGGAGACUUUGUUGGCGAAGAGACGGAUGCGGAUGUCUUCGCUCGAGCAAGAGACUUGAUAGGCGAAGAUGGGGUCCAGAUCGCCGAGCCAAAGUGUGAGUCCAUUCGGUGGACAUUUGAAGUUGUUGCGAGUGAUCAAUCCGGCAGAAAGUCGGAGACGAUGCUUGUCUAUGGCAUUUUGCCGUAUGGCUUUUCAGAACUUGAAAAGCCACCGGAGGAACACAUCCAGACAGUGUGCGACAGCGAUCCAUUCGGAGCAGAUGAUCUGGACGACAACUUCAUUCUCAAGGACUUCUACAAUGUGUCAAGCUUCGCUCCGAAACUGAGGAAUGACAACUGCAGAAGCCCCUUCGCUGAGCUAUCAAGCUUUGACAAAGAAAUCAAAGCUGGGAUUCCUUGCUCCGAAAACUACAAAAUGAUACACAGGAAAUGGCUCUUGACAGAUCCAACCUGCCAGAUGCAAGACACCGUGGCCUACCAAAAGAUCACACUUGGCGGACUUGAAAUAGAGGAAACUGGAGAACCAGAUACACCAAUUCUGAAUCUUCAGAUUAGGAAUGUCUCGCUUCCAAACGAAAGGAAUGCGUUUGUUUCUCUCUCUCCAAGCGAUUUCUUCUUGGAUGGUGAAGAACCUUCGUCGCUGUGUGGGAUGUGUGAUAUUCCGGAAGUUCCCGCUGUCUCCUUUUCUUCUCCACUUGAUCCACUGGGAUGCGAAGACAUAGGCGUCCAUGAAGUGUCCAUUACCGCCGUCAACAGAAUAGGGAUCUCGGUGACCAAAACCGCCUUGGUAAACGUCGUGGAUGACGUGCCGCCCAACGUGAUCACGAAGACUCACGUGGUUGCUCUCAAUGCGUUUGGAUGGAUGGAUGAAGCUGUGACCACGGACGAUAUUGACAAUGGUACCUGGGACAACUGCGGUCUCGUCGUCAUGCGAAUAAGCCAACCUCCAAACUUUGGGUGCGGCGACGAAGGCACCCAAUCAGUGGUCCUCACAGCCAAAGAUUCUAGCGGAAACCAAGUUUCCACAGAGCAGGAAGUUUUCGUGACGGAUGCACGUCCUGGUAUUGGCCUCAGACGAGGCAACGCCCAAGACGGGCUCGCUAGACUUCUGUCGGAGCAGAUUGGCGUGAUCACGACUAGGGCGAAAGGACCUCGUGGAGCCCGAGACGUCACUAGUCGGUUUCAGGACAACACCCAAACCCGACGAGCACUUAAGAAAGGCAUGGGUGGGAUGAUGUGGGGCGCGAUGAUGGCAUGGGAUGAUUCUUCAGAGGAAGAGGCUUUUGUCGAUACUGGGGAAUCUGUCGAUGCUGGGGAAUCCGGAGAAUACUUGUCGUUGCCUACGCAAGAGCCAUCUGAAAUUGACGGAUUAAUCGACGAUGCGAUGCAAAAGGACUUCGGUUACGCCAACUGCGAAGAAAUUGCCGUGUAUGUCAAACCAUAUGGGCAAGACCAUUUCUUGCGCUUGCACCACUUUGCAGGUGAUCCUUCGGCCGAAUGGUCGAUCCCUUCCAUGUACAACCGCACCAACACAGAUUCGGUUGUCUUUUUCGAAGCUGUUUGUCGAGGUCUCACGGUAGAGGAGCAGAUGGCAGGCCAGGAAUGCCGAGCGGAGGUCAAGGCUGAAGUUCUCUGUGAAGACAGCGACAAAAUUCUCCGGGAAACUUGUUACCGUGCCAGCAUCCUUUACGACUCGGACGCCGUUCCGACUUUCAACGAUGCGAGUGACCUUCCUGGAUACGUUCGCAGACAACUCCACGAGGAACGAGAGAUAGGUGUCGAUGACGGAGAACACGACGGUCAACCAAGCUCGCCAUAG
Messenger RNA from Seminavis robusta, 6330 nucleotides. NCBI's taxonomy places the organism in Eukaryota, Bacillariophyta, Bacillariophyceae, Naviculales, Naviculaceae. The record is from the annotation of a GenBank genome assembly.